Messenger RNA from Anneissia japonica, 2307 nucleotides. Its product is annotated as beclin-1-like. Gene Ontology annotation, biological process: autophagy; autophagosome assembly; cellular response to nitrogen starvation. The record is from RefSeq and is a predicted model, not a curated record. Bases 142 to 1476 code for a protein of 444 amino acids. The transcript is spliced from 12 exons. Gene Ontology annotation, cellular component: phosphatidylinositol 3-kinase complex, class III, type II; phosphatidylinositol 3-kinase complex, class III, type I; phagophore assembly site. NCBI's taxonomy places the organism in Eukaryota, Metazoa, Echinodermata, Crinoidea, Comatulida, Comatulidae.
AUUAAUUCCGCUCGACCUCUCUAAAGCUGCUUCGCUCGAAACUGGAAUUAGAACUUGGAAGGCAUUUCCCAUUUUCUUUGUGGUAUUAAGCUUGUAAUAUCAUGCUGAGAUCUAUGUAGUAGCAGCAACUGGCUGAGAUGAAUGAUGGCGCAGGUUAUUGAUUCCCAACGCAGCGGUGUUGCAAGCACCCACGUGAGCUUCAUCUGCCAACGAUGCUGUGCUCCUUUAAAACUCGAUCCUUCUUUCAAUUCAUUAGACAGCCAAACAUACAGUGAUCUUGCUUCUCCACUAAUCCGAUCUAUGAGUGAAAAGCCUCCAGAGUCAUCAAUUCCCUGUGAUCAGUUUGAUGUCAAUAAAGACGAUAAUGUUGCAAGGAAAGAAAUAAUUACUCAAAGGACAUCAUCUCAAGAUAGCAGUCAUGAAUUCACUAUUCUUGGUGAAGCUGGUAACACACAGGUAGAAGCCAGAAGCUAUGCUUGUAAGAUUUGGGGUCAGUUGUUUGACAUUAUGUCUGGUCAUUCAGAUGUUGACCACCCACUUUGUGAGGAAUGUACUGAUAGCUUGCUAGAUGGGCUAGACAUUCAACUCAAGACAACAGAGGAUGAGCUAAAACACUAUACUGAGUCACUGGCACAGCUGAAGGAAGACAAUGGUGGCGAAGAUGAGGCCACCCUUACUAAAGAACUUGAAGAGUUGAGGUUGGAAGAGAAAAGCCUUAUCGAAGAACUACAGAGCAUGGAAGCUGAAAAAGAGAAGAUUAAAGAAGACACUGAACGACAGAAGGAAGAACUACAAAAGUAUGAAGAUGAAGAAAAAAGAUAUUGGAGUGAGUACAGUGUUUACAAAAGGCAGUUACUAGAGAUGGAAGAUGAACAGAGGAGUGUUGAUAACCAACUAAAGUACGCUCAAGCCCAACUGGAGAAACUAACACGAACGAAUGUCUUUAAUGCUACAUUCCAUAUUUGGCACAGUGGGCAUUUUGGAACCAUAAACAAUUUUCGAUUGGGAAGACUUCCUAGUGUUCCUGUAGAAUGGAAUGAGAUCAACGCUGCAUGGGGUCAGACGGUUCUACUACUCCACUCCCUUGCUAAGAAAAUGCAAUAUAAGUUCCAAAGGUACCGUCUCGUUCCUUAUGGCAAUCACUCAUUCUUGGAGUCAUUGACUGACAGGAAUAAAGAGCUCCCUCUACAUGGCUCUGGUGGAUUCCGAUUCUUUUGGGAUACUAAGUUUGAUCAGGCCAUGGUAGCAUUUCUAGAUUGUCUUCAGCAAUUCAAAGAGGAGGUAGAGAAAGGAGAUAAAGGGUUCUGCCUUCCUUAUCCAAUGAUAAAUGGCAAGAUAGAGGACCCAAGCACUAAGACAUCCUUUUCAAUAAAAAUCCAGUUUAAUUCCGAGGAGCAUUGGACCAAAGCUUUGAAAUUCAUGUUGACCAAUUUGAAGUGGGCCUUAGCAUGGGUGUCAUCACAGUUCAAGAAAUGAUUAUAUGGUAAAUACACCAUUGGAUACACAACACUAGAUACAGAAAUUAAGUGCCUGUAGAAUGCCAGAUAUUGAGUUCCACUUGUGCAAGUGUCCUGAUAUCUUCAUAUCUCUCAAAAUGAUAGUGAAUGUUAAUACAUACUCUACAGGGGCAGAUCCAAAAUUUUUUAAAUGAUAGGGCAUCAACUUCAUGAGGCCUGGUGGAUGCAUUGAAUAUUUAUACAGAUAAAUAAGUAUCCAAUAAUCAUAUGAUUCAUGUUCAGUGUAUUAAAUAAAUGCUGUUACAAAUUACUGUAACAUUUAGUUUUUGUAUGCCAUUUGUAUCUUUUUCUGGAAUUUGAGAACCCGGGGAACGUUUCGCAUGCCCUUCCCCCACAUAUUCCCCUGCCAUACCAGCACGUGUCCACACAGGACCAGGCAGCUGUAUUGAUGUCUUCAGGAGUCAAUACCCCUGGUUGGCGUUUAGCACAACCAAUUAUGUGAUUACUAAUAGCAUCCUAUGUAUCAGAGUGUUAUGUGAUUUAUUAUAUUCAUUUAUUUAAAUUUUCUUUGUAUGGCAGAUAAUACUGGAUAAGUAUCUGUUUAAUAAAUGGUUUUAAAAACAUUUGUUAGUAGCAUCUAUUAAACAUGUCACAAAAUGUUAUUUCAAUGCAAUAAUUAGCAAUUAAUGUUAGUGGUAUUGUGAAUAUAACAAUACAGUUUAUCUGAUUUUGUCUCAUAUUAUUUUUAUUUUAUUCUAUGUAAUAUUACUUUAAAUAUCUACUGUAUAUGUAAAUGAUUUUUAAAUGUAUGAAAACUUAUGCUGAAAUAAAUACAGACACUAGUCUAUAA